AUGCCUCCGAAAGGCUCUCGCGCUAAGGCGGUGGUUGACGCUCCUGCUGGUGGUGGUGAUCUUGCAAGCAAGUCGACACCAAGCAAGGGAAAGGAGGUCAUUGACAACCUUCCGUCCGAAGCGGAGGUGACGGCUGGAAGUUCUGGUCUCACCAUUGAGGAAAAGCUGCAAGCGCUGGCUACGGUUGCUUCGGAUGACACGUUUAUUGAGGAUGAUUCAGACGAGGAACUUGAGAUUGACACGACCAAGAGUGCUCACCCGCAUUUGCGCUUCAUGACGAUUUUGCUCUUCCCGGUUAUUCCUUCUCGCGAGGUUGCUUCGGUGAUUCUGACCGUGAGGAUGCUGAUGAAGCGUGUCUGGUCUAACCUGCUCACUGAUGAUGUCCUCGCCUCGGUGAAGUUCCAGGAGCUGACCCCCGCGUGGGUCGCAAAGGCCCGCUACAGCCGGCUUCAGGUCUCCUUCCUGCAUGAGUCUGACGCGGUGAAAAUCAAGCAAACGGCGGUGGAACACAAGCGUCAGAACGGAUCGACACUUCAUUGUUUCUGGCUGCACCAGGAGGACACCGCUUACCUUCGCAAGAAGGCUUCGGGCCCGCAGCUGCUGGAGGUCUAUUUUAAGGAUGUUCCCGCGGAUAUCCCGCCGGAGCUGGUCAAGGAGUCACUGACGCGCCGCUUUCCCCUCGCAGCUGCUUCUCUCCGCGCUUCUCCGCUUAUCACUCCGUUACUGCUGGAUGUGAAGAAAUGA
This is a messenger RNA of Closterium sp. Naga37s-1, 744 nucleotides long. The record is from the annotation of a GenBank genome assembly. NCBI's taxonomy places the organism in Eukaryota, Viridiplantae, Streptophyta, Zygnematophyceae, Desmidiales, Closteriaceae.